GCCGGUUGCGUCGCUGACGAGGGAAGGGCGGGGGGGGGGGCAGGCGAGGGGAGCGAGAGCCCCGGCGCGAGCCGACACAGUCGCUCGCCGCCGCGCCCGCCGCCCGCGGCUCCCCCUGCCGGAGCGCAGCGCACAGGACUAGAAGAAUAAAGAGAAGUUUAAUUUAUGAGAACUGUAAGCUUACAACAGUUUGGAAUGGACUGAUUUAUGAUACCUCUGAUAUGUGAGAGCUACAUCUCGUGUCGCUGUUGGCCAGCUGCUGCUGGUGGACUUCAGCUGACUUCAUUGCAGCAAGCCCAACAGAUAGGUCCUCAUCGCUAAUAGAACAUAAACAAGUGUGAUGCUGAAAUGAGAUGAGGCUCCGAAAUGGAACUGUGGCCACUGUGUUAGUUUUCAUCACUACUUUCCUCAGUUUGUCCUGGUAUACUGCGUGGCAAAAUGGGAAAGAAAAGUUGAUUGCAUAUCAACGGGAAUUUCAUGCUUUGAAGGAACGUCUUCGUAUAGCUGAGCAUCGUACUCUGCAACGCUCUUCUGAGCUGAACGCUAUCUUGGAGCAGUUCAGGCGUGCAGUAGCAGAAACAAAUGGGAGUAAGAAUGCAAUGAAUAAUUUUUCAGAUGAAACACUGAAAUUGUUAAAAGAGCUAACAAGUAGAAAAUCUCUUCAAGUGCCAAAUAUCUAUUACCAUUUGCCUCAUUUGUUGAAAAAUGAAGGAAGCCUUCAACCUUCUGUGCAGGUUGGCCUUGGAAGGACAGGAGUUUCCAUUGUAAUGGGAAUACCUACAGUGAAAAGAAAAGUCAAGUCUUACCUUACAGAAACUCUUCACUCCCUUAUUGAUAAGCUGUCCCCUGAAGAAAAACUGGAUUGUGUUAUGGUUGUCUUUAUAGGAGAGACUGAUCUUGAUUAUGUUAACAGCGUUGUUGCAAGCCUGGAAAAAGAGUUUUCUACAGAGAUCAAUUCUGGCUUGGUGGAAGUAAUAGCCCCUCCUGCAACUUACUAUCCUGACUUGACAAACUUGAAAGAGACAUUUGGAGACUCAAAAGAGAGAGUGAGAUGGAGAACAAAACAAAACUUGGAUUAUUGUUUUCUUAUGAUGUAUGCCCAGAAAAAGGGGGUUUAUUACAUUCAGCUUGAAGAUGACAUCGUUGUCAAGCAGAAUUAUUUCAGCACAAUAAAAAAUUUUGCACUUCAGCUCGCUUCUGAAGAUUGGAUGAUUCUAGAAUUUUCUCAGCUGGGUUUCAUUGGUAAAAUGUUCCAGUCUCCGGAUAUCACUCUUAUUGUAGAGUUCAUAUUUAUGUUUUAUAAGGAGAAACCUAUUGAUUGGCUCCUGGACCAUAUCCUCUGGGUGAAAGUGUGUAACCCUGAGAAAGAUGCUAAACAUUGUGAUCGACAGAAAUCUAACCUACGGAUACGCUUCAGGCCUUCUCUCUUCCAGCAUGUUGGCCUCCACUCCUCUCUAGCAGGGAAGAUCCAGAAACUCACAGAUAAAGACUUCCUGAAACCAUUACUGCAUAAAAUCCACGUGAAUCCACCUGCAGAGGUUUCGACAUCUUUAAAAGUCUACCAGGGGCAUACGCUAGAAAAAACCUACGUAGGGGAAGAUUUUUUCUGGGCUGUCACACCCGUUGCUGGGGAUUAUAUUCUAUUUAAAUUUGACAAGCCAGUCAAUGUAGAAAGGUACUUGUUUCACAGUGGCAAUCCAGAGCAUCCAGGAGACAUACUUCUAAACACAACUGUGGAAGUUUUGCCUUUUCAGAAUGAAGAACUGGUAUUAAGCAAAGAAACCAAAGACAAACGCUUAGAGGAUGGUUACUUCAGGAUAGGGAAGUUUGAAAAUGGUGUAGCUGAAGGAACAGUUGACCCCAGCCUAAACCCUAUUUCAUCAUUCCGGCUUUCAGUGAUACAAAAUUCAGCAGUUUGGGCAAUUCUGAAUGAGAUUCAUAUUAAAAAGAUUACAAAUUGAUCACGGGACUCAGCUUUAGAGGAAAAAGAAAGAAUCCUUGAAAACUUUUCCUGUAAAAUCUGGCAUCCUUAGCAAGUCACAAAUCAAAAAUACUGAGCAUGCACCUUAUUCCAGAUUUCUUUCAUUUUCACUUGAACUCUACCUCUUGUGAAAUCUACUGUAGAUGAGAAGAUUGUACUUCCCCUUCUUAUCUGAUCCAUCCAGAAACUGAUGCUCCACACUGAUAAUGUUCGUCUGAGGCUUAAGUUGUCCUCCACUUUAAUGUGACUUUACCAUCUUAUGGUUACAGAACCCUGCUACGCUUAACCUGUACUAUUUUGAUAGUAUAGUAAUAUAGAGAAGUUGUACAUAUUGUUACAUUCCUUGAAGAAGAAAAAAUAUAAUUAUUGUUAAAUAUGUUUUAUGAAGGGGGUACUUUCGGAGUUCCAUUUAUUUUCUAUAACAAGAACCCUCUUUUAUAGACUGUCAGGGAUAUAUAUUAAAAAUGUUAGGGAUAUUUAAUUUAUUAAAAUAAUUUGAAAAGUACAUAUUUUUAUGCAGUAAAAUUUUAAAUUGAUAUAGUUUUUUUUAUGAAUUCUCUAGUUUAAGUUAUCUUUCUACAUUUUUCUUUGAAGAUGCAAACAUAAAUUAAUACCAUAUUUCAAAUAUACUGCCAUGUUUAAAAAAACUAGAUUAAGUUUCUAAAUUAUGUAGUUUUGUACACAGAAUCUGAAUGAUGUUCAGAGGCAUUAACAGAGUUCUGAAGAGCAUUAUUCUUUGGGGCUAUGAAAUUCCACUAUGUACAGUUUGUAGCCACAUAAAAAGCAUGCUGAAAUGUCUUGUUUCAUAUUAUGUACUAAAUCUGCAGUGAUUUUAGAUUGAAUCCAUUGCAUUUUAGAGGAAUUUUUUCAAUUCCAAACAGUUCUUUCUAAAAAAUCUUUGUAGACAUUUCCUAGCCUGGACAAAUUCAUUUUCUGUACUGAAAAAACUCAUUCUCCGGCUUUGCUUUGGAGUGAGAGAGGUUACCUUUUAUCAAAAGAAUUAAUAGUAAUCAGAUACAUUUGAUCUAGAGAGGUCUCCUUUUUAAAAGUUCUGUUAUUGCAGUGUUUAUUUUAGAUACAUUACAGUGAGUAGUUAUGGUUUAUUUUCUUCCAUUGUUCAAGAACAAGGUUUCAGUUUGACUCCUUUAUCGAUGGGCGUAGUAACUCGCACUAACUUUUAAUAGGAACUGAAUCUGGCCUCAAGUUAGUACCCUGCCUUUUCGUUUCAAGGGAAACAACAGUGAUCUUAAAUGAAUCAGAAACUUGGUCAGGAACAGAAAGCGGUUUGGAUUAAAUCCAGAGUGGAACUGUUGCAGUACUAAUGCUGCCGCUGCUCUUGAGUCCUUCUGCUUAGGUGCUUAUGUGUAAGGACACCAGCAUGGGAAGAUUUAAGUUACCCAGUCAGAAAUGGUCAGGGAGAGGCAGAAAUUUCUCUGUAAUAGGAGCAAAGUACCUGAUUGACACUGGAGGGAGGCAUCUAUCCUGGCUUGGGGAUUCUCAGCUGUGCUGUGAACCAACCUCCUUUAACUGACAUCUUGAAAGCUGGCCCCAGUUUUCCCUGCAGAAAAAACCCUCUGUUAUCCCUGACAUCUUUGUGGUCAGGGCACAGAUGCACAAAACCUGUUGCGAGGUCCCUGAUCUAGAGCGGGGAUCUUGAAUUCGUAUCUCCAGCAUGGAAGUUCGACUAGCAGAUUUGGCCUCUUUUUCAUUACAUACUUAUAAGGAGCAGGAGCCUAAACCUGACUCUCCAGCACUGCAAGCCAUCACCACUGGGAUAUAGAGUCAGCCUGUCUUUUCUUCUCCCUUGUUGGAAAAUUGUGUCGUAGCUGUGACAGUUCAGCAAUAUCCAAGUUUAAGAGCUUAACUACUUCUACAGACCAUAGUCAUUUUGGUUUAGCUAUGUUGUCUGGGGCACAGGGAAGACAAGAUUUGUACACAGAGGUAAGACCUUCUGUUUCGAAGUUGAAGAAAAUUAGAAACAAGGCAGGCCUUGUUUACUUAUUUCUGAUUGCAUCAGAUGGUGCAAAUAAAAUGUAACUUGUAAAGCUUGUCUUGUCAAUAGAGACUGUGGGCAUAAGCUAAGCACUGGCCUCAUAAAUGGAGUUUGUUCUUGGAUUUAGGAAUGUGGGUGAAUAGGCUCAGAAUCCUGUGUGAAUCUAGCCUAUUCUGGUGCCGCAGCCCAGUUCGUUGUAUGUAUAAUGCCAUGCCAUCAAAUUAUUGCCAUGCAACGGCUUUUUAUCACAUAUUAGCUAGCAAAGGUUUAAGAAAGUAUUUAGGUUUUCUUCUCAGCUGUGCCUGUGAACAAAUGAUGCAAGUAUUUAAACUAUAGCUAUUUAUUACAAUUUAGAUUGCAGAAAUAUGUUAGAUAUUGCAGUUUUUUAAUAGAAGUAGUUUUGCUGACAGUGACUUUCGUCUUUUUCCAUGAGUUCAAAAGUUUACUGGUACUACUUAUUUCAGAAAGCUGUAUGCUUAUUCUCAAAGCAUCACUGUUCCUGAUGUUUCACAGUAGUUAAGAUGAAUCAUUGCUAAUAUAUUUAAAUAUAUAGACCCCUUACCACAUUGAUUGCAGGACUCUGGUUAACACUAUAUUUAGUUUUCAAAACUGUUGAGAUUAAAUUUAUCAAAGACAAAUUAACUAGUGCUUGGUAAAAUAUGUGGGGUUUUUUUUCUAAAGAUUGUUGUAUUUUUAUUACAUUGUACUAGAAGGAAUUGGAAAUACUCUUGGCUGCUUUAACACUUUAAACGUUCCUGAGCUUAUACGCUCUCUCAAUAAACGUGCCACAUUAAUACAAAUUAUGUUUCAUAGGUUCAGGUAAAUUCAGACCUGGUGUAAUCAGAUAGUUCUGCAAAUUUGCUUGGAAGUUUUGCUGAGAAAUAGAAAAAGCAGGGAAAAGAUUUUCUAUCUAGUUAUUUCUGCAGACAGCUAUUUUGGGCUUUCUACCUUUCAAAUUCCAAUCCUCAAGUCAGGUUAAAGUGGUGCAGGUCUCCUUCCUGGAAUUAUGGUGGAAUAAGACUGCUUUGGCUGUUUGGCUCAACAGUCGUUACGCUCAGGCACUGUUUAUGACUGGGUAUGCUCCCGAGGGGCUGGUGUCUCUUACACAUCUCAGUCUAAGUUACAGUAUUACCGCAAGAGUUCUCAGCAUCUUAAACCUAUUACCUGAUUUUUGGGAGGUUUUUCCUACAUGUAUUUAGUUCCAAGUUAUUUUUGUUGUGGCCUUAAAAAUCCCCUCUAGGCCACUGAAUCUUACAGUAAUCAAAUAAUAGAAAGUGUUUCAAAAUAAACUGCAUUGUUCUAUGAUCCUGUUAGCUUGUUCUGAUGCUGUUAAAGCUUCAGAAAAGAGAACUUUUGUAAAACCAAAGGCAUUACCAGAAACCUUCAUUAUCUGGGCAAAUUAUUCUUAACUUCUUAUACUGGAUGCCAGACAGCCUGGCUGAUACAAGCACUGGCUUUUCUGAGCUGAUCAGGAUUGCUCUGGACCAAGAAAAUACAAGACUAUCAGUAUAAUCUUGCUUUGCUCAUUCAGUGGGUAGUCCUACUGAAAACUGUAAAUAAUGUGAACAGGACAUGAUCCCAAAUUAGCACUUUUUAUUUUUUGAAUUAAAGAGUGUUUCUAAAGCACUGUAUAAGGCUUUGUGCUUUUGCAGGCAACUCAACCAUGUAUUUGCAUUGAUAGAAAAUAUUCCUAUAGAUACAUUUGUUUUUUCUUAACUGAAAGAUGGCUUAGAAAAAUUCAAACAGAUAGAGAUGCGAUUCAUGGACCAAUAAAACACUGGACUCUUCUGUCUGUUGCUGCUUGUCUAGCUGUUUCAAAAGCAGUUUUUAAAUACCUUCAGUCAGCUUAGAGCAAAGCAAUUUAUACUUUGCCCAUGUGAUACAUGAUUCCUUGAAUGGGCUGAGCAUGGAGUCUUUGGCAAAAUUGAACAACCGUGUAACAUUUUUCCUUCAUUUUUUUCCAAGUGUAUUUUAUCAUUUCGGUAAUCUCUAUUUUUUGUUGGAAAUAUUAGCUCCAGAUGAAGUAUUGUAGUAAUUUGUAGUUUGCUUCCAACUUGGAAAAUACUAUUUUAGUCUUGUGGGGGAAGAAAAGAAUUAAAUCUCUUUAAACCUUGCUCCCCUAAAAUAAAUUAACCUUAGGUUCUGUAUUUGUUCUUACUAGGAAGGAUGUAUUCUGAAAAAGCUAAAGCAAGUAACUGUAGUAGAAAGGGAAAAGAACCCUUUUGUUUUUAAGUCAUCUUUACAAUCACCAGCAUAAUGCUGAAAGGUUAUUAGACAACUGGUGUCUUCAGGCUAGCAUUGAUUGCUGAUGUAAGAAACACACCCCAUACAGACCUGAUGAAUUAGUCUUUGAGAAUGUCACUUUUCUGACCUUAGUGGUCUCUUUAAGGGUUUUGCUGAUUUCUGCUGUAAACAGUGAGCUGCUAGAACUUAGAGCGGCUCGAUUUUGAGAACAGUGAAGCCUGCUUUCCAAGGGACAAAAUUUGGUAUCUCUAAAGGGAAGGUACACAGGCCCUGAGUCCUUCAUUGAUUUCAAUGGUAUUGCCCCAUAGGGCACUAAAUAUGACAUGUUUUUACUGUUGAACUGAAGUGGGUGAUCACUGGCACUAGGAUUCCUGUUAGGGAAAAGGGGUGCAGUUAGGCUGCAGCUGCCUGCAGGACGGGAGCGCGUGCUGUUAGCCAGGGUGGGAGCAGGUCCCGACUGGAAUCCUUAGCCUUCUGUGGAUCAGUGGUUCAGUGCUUUCCUUGUUAAAAGGGGAACGUUGCUCAGCAUCUGCUGAGAGGGGAACAUGAUUCUCUUCACGCCUUAACAGUGGCUGAAACACACAGUACUGUAAGAUGCACUGCCAGCAUAUUUGGUAUUUUAAGAUAAAAUACAGUUUUUCCUUAGAGAUCAAAUUCUAGUAUCGAGUCUUACUGUAACCAGUUUACUCUUGCAUUGUUUUGGAAACUGAAUCCUAGCGCUCAUCUUUCAUAUUGAACGCUGCUUUGGAAAGUCAUCAUCUUCAUUUUCCAGAAGGUAUUGUCUGUGACAGUCAGUUUGUACUCCUGCCUUGUGGACUUUACAGCUGCAGGCUCAACUUGUACUUUCCUUCCAUGUUCAUUGACCUGCCACUCAUAAUGGUGGAUGUAGUAAUACCUACUGGACUUCUAGAGAUUGGGUUUAAAAACUUGCUGCUAUAUUUGGAAACCUGGUAUGGGUCAUGUUAAUUGUGCCUUUCAUCACUGUUUCUUCUGUGUGCCAGAGUUGUCCAUGUAUAUUUGAAGUGGUCAUUAAAAUAAAUCUGUUCUCAAUUUCUUUCAUAAAAGGAGGGGACAGUUCUGUAUCUACAGACAGUUGUUGCUUUACCAUCGCAACACUACUACGAUCUGUACUUCCACGCAGUCCCAAGACAAGGUAUUCCAAUAUUAUUCUUACAUAAAACUGCUUUUUGGUGUCACUUAAAACCCUCAUAAUGUAGAGCUUAUGCCAGUAUGUGCAAAAUACCUGCAGUAAGAGUUAUGCUAAAUAGACUUGUUGCAGUUAAAUUUAAGCUACAGAGAUGUACAAGUAACUUGUUUUUAGGAAUGUACUGCGAAGUAUUUGAACAAAAUUGCUAACAUGUUUACUGUUGUAAAUAUUUUAAUAAAAAAAGGACACUUCAAACUUUUUUACACAAUUAUCUACAAUAAAGAGAAAUUUACAACCA
Harpia harpyja (harpy eagle) is the source of this 7663-nucleotide messenger RNA. RefSeq names its product alpha-1,3-mannosyl-glycoprotein 4-beta-N-acetylglucosaminyltransferase A (gene MGAT4A). Gene Ontology annotation, molecular function: acetylglucosaminyltransferase activity. Gene Ontology annotation, cellular component: endoplasmic reticulum-Golgi intermediate compartment; Golgi stack; endoplasmic reticulum. NCBI's taxonomy places the organism in Eukaryota, Metazoa, Chordata, Aves, Accipitriformes, Accipitridae. Gene Ontology annotation, biological process: protein N-linked glycosylation. The transcript is spliced from 16 exons. The coding region runs from base 354 to 1961 and encodes 535 amino acids. The record is from RefSeq and is a predicted model, not a curated record.